CUUAUCCAAAAAAAAGAAAAAAAGACAUCUACAUAUUGAACGGUCCACAUUGCAUACCUGACGAGUCCAAAUCGUCGAUCGGCGUGCUACAAAGGCUUCAAUUUGGAUGAUGGGCUGAGGUCAGAUUACAAAUAUACAACACAUAGCAGAACGAAUUUCCAAAAGGGCUCUGUUACACGGCGUCGUGGGAAAAGGCAGAAAAGGUCGUCAGAUCCCAAUGAGAUUCGUUCAUUCAUUCGUUCAUGUAUUUAUUUAUUACUUUAUGUAUUUAUUUCCUUUCCUCUCUCCCCUCCACACAUUUUUUGAUUCAUUGUGGCUGACUUCAUGACUGAACCACUAGUUAUGGCUUCCUCCCGGGCAAAGCAAAUAAUGUGCAGUCGUUGUAAGAAAAUGAGCGCGGAGGUGUUAGUGUCAAAGCCACACUAUGAUGGCGGAGCGGUGGCUCAGGGGCUCCGGCAGGAGCAAGGGGCCCCUUUAGAGCCGCCCUCGGUCUUAACUACCGCGGGCUUCCGCUCCGCUAAAUACACCCCGGCCGAGUGGUUCUCCGGAUACCGCAGCCUCCUCCAGCAGGCCGGCGCCGACCACUUUACGGCCCAGACCGUCCAGGAAGAGUCCAGGGUCUUGCGCAAGGACACCGAGGCCACCACUGUGAGGACUCAGACGGACGGGACCCGCUUGCUGGGAGAGAGGUUGCAGGACAUCCACCGCUGGAAGUCGGAGCUGCAGGAGCACAUCGGCCGGCUGCUGUCCGACACGACGGCGCUACAGGCGCUCAAGAUGAGGCUGGAGAGGGCGCUGGAUGCCACCGAGACGCCGUUCGCCAUUGCCGUCGACAACCUGACAUGCAGGAGCCGACGACUGGGACCAGACCUGGUCCGGGACUGUGUGGAAGAGGAACUACUCAAGGAAGUCGACUUGAUUAGGAAUGUCCAAGCCCUUCUCAGGAGAACCAUAGACCAAGUUGCUACUCAGAUCAAAUUGAACAGAGAUACCAAGCAGGCGUUGGAGUUUGACUGGUCAGAUAAGUAUGAAGCCUAUGCCUUGGACCUCCAAUGUGGAAGAUUCACCGACAAGAGUACAGACACACAGCACUACCCUAUUACAGCCGCUAUGCUGGAGCAGAUGUCUGAUGUCCCUUCGUGGAUUAAGUUCACACAAGACAACCUUCACAGGGCCUUCCGGGAGGAAAAGGCCUCGAAGGAUCUCAGGCUGGAGCAUUGUUUUAAUCAGACGGUUUGGACCACAACAAACUGACAUCACGGGUGUGCUAACUUUUGUGUACAUGUGUUGCGCAUCAGUGAGCUGGUGCAGCAGGUGCUCCUGGACACCACGAAGGACCUAAGAGUCCAAUGCUCCAACGUGGACCAAGCCUUCCUCCAGCGUUGUGCGGAACAGAUGGAUGCCAAGAUUCAGCUCGAGAUGCAGUUCAAGCAGACCCUGGAGCAGAUUGGCGCUCAGGAGAGGAAUAUAGUGGCUCUGCAGAAGGCCAUCGAUGACAAAGACGCCCCGCAGAGAGUGGCUGAGUCCAGGCUGUACCGCCGAUAUCACAGACCCAACAUGGAGCUCUGCAGGGACGAACCUCAAAUCAGCUUGGAAGGGGAGGUGAGGGAGAUUGAUGCCACUCUGGCAUCUCUGCAGCAGCAGCUGAGAGAUGCCCGCAGCUCGCUGUCCAACCUGGAGGACACCCGCAUGGCACUCGAGAAGGACAUUAUGUGUAAAUCCAACUCGCUGUUCAUCGAAAGAGAGAAAUGCAUGACUCAACGUAAAUUGUACCCGACAAUCUCCACACUCUCGGGGUACUGAACAAAACAUGUUUGCUUUGCCUCGUUUAAGAGAGUCGAGGAUGACAGUACAGUACUGUAUAUGUAAUGGGUUUAUUUCCCAUUUGCAGUGUUAGCAACCACUUAACUGAUUGCUGGAGACGGGCAGAUGUACACUACCCUGCCAAUAAAAAAGUCACUCGUAUUUGUUGGACCGCCUUAAGCUUUGUGAGAGUAUUCACCCAUCGUGAAAUCAAGGAUAACUGUGUAAUGUGUCAGUUUUAACCCGUAAGCCUUUCCAUUUACCCUAGACCAGAGGUGAGGUACUCUGGUCCUUGAGGACCGGUGUUCUGUGUGUUUUUUAUGUCUUAUGGUCCAACACACCAGGACCGGAAUUGCGCAAUCCUGCCCUAGACUCCAGUAACGUUGCUCCUUGCACUCAACACCUGUGGUUGUUCAUGGUGAGGCCUAUUCUUUGUAAAACCUGUCCUGUUUAGCCUCUCUGUGGUGGUCUUGACUCUUACUGCCUCGGCCUAUGUUCAGCGACAAUUUUUGGGUUGUUUGAUGAGUUCUUUAUCAAGAGGCGCAAGAUUG
Hippocampus zosterae (dwarf seahorse) is the source of this 2354-nucleotide messenger RNA. RefSeq names its product tektin 4 (gene tekt4). The transcript is spliced from 7 exons. Gene Ontology annotation, biological process: cilium movement involved in cell motility; cilium assembly. NCBI's taxonomy places the organism in Eukaryota, Metazoa, Chordata, Actinopteri, Syngnathiformes, Syngnathidae. The record is from RefSeq and is a predicted model, not a curated record. Gene Ontology annotation, cellular component: nucleus; sperm flagellum; microtubule cytoskeleton.